This is a messenger RNA of Aethina tumida (small hive beetle), 1521 nucleotides long. RefSeq lists its product as uncharacterized. The record is from RefSeq and is a predicted model, not a curated record. Lineage: Eukaryota; Metazoa; Arthropoda; Insecta; Coleoptera; Nitidulidae. The coding region runs from base 146 to 1405 and encodes 419 amino acids. The transcript has 3 exons.
ACAAAUUUAAAAUUUAACAUCCAAACAAAAUUCAUACAAGUGCAAAAAUUAAUGUUUAAUUAACUUGGAAUGGUUAAAGAAAGGUGUGCAAGUUUGAAAUGUUUUUCUAUCAAGAGUCCGUACAUAAAACAUAUUGAAGCAAAAGAUGUCUUCGGCUAACGAGCACUUUCCACCGCCGCCACCUCUGAAGCCUCGAAUGUCACCUCUGGAUUUCCGAAAUACAGAUUUGGUUUCAAGACUUUUAGCGGCCACGCCUCCCUACCUCUACAACAUGUCCCUGUUGCCAAACACAUUUUUCUUCAGUGAAAUGCUCCGGUCGUUCGUUCAAGCCAAAGCGGAACAUAACAGAGCGCCUGUUCCUGGCGUUCAUCGGAGGUCCAGAAAGAGAACUUGGACAUCAACGAGGGCAGACCUAUUUCAAAAACCAGAAACUUCUCCAAAACAAGCCGAAAAACCUGAGCCACCAAACGACUGGAUGUUAAAGAGCAACAACGCAGAGAAAAAGGAAGAAAUACCUCUGGAACUAACGAUGAACAAAUACGAAACAAACAGGGAACCGGAACCGAGGGAAAAUAAGUCUAUGUUAUACCCUAAAUUAGAUACUUUUAGUGGUAAGCCAGAGCUACCCCUACCAGAGAACAUGUUUCCCCUGCAUCCGAUUGCAAAUCAAGACAGUAAUCCUUCAUCAAAUCUGGUAUUACCUCCACCACCUCCCAUGUGGUAUCCGCCACUGUAUCCAGCACCACCUUAUGGCAUUGAUCCCCUUCACUUUUUUAUUGAUUUACGAGUGUCAGGACACAUUUAUGACAGAAAGAAUCAAAAGGACUCUCCUAACAGUCCAUCUUCCACCAUUGUCAGUCCUUUGUCCAAGGAAAAGACACAGCAGGAUGUGCCCGAGGCAAAAGUUGAAGACAGGAAAUCGCCGAAAGAUUUUUUCCGACAGUCAAGACAUGCAUCCGCUUUUUCUGUUCCAUCAUCCUCCAAGGGCUCACCGAUUAAUUUGUCACAUCCCAAUCCACCGAGUGAGAAGCAGCAAACCAAAUUUGACGUUAAAUCUAUGGGGUUUGAUAAGAACAGCAAUAAAACCAGCACUAAUUAUAUAAUGAACAAUAUCAAGAGCAUAUACGGCAACGUUUAUGCUUCCAAACAUGACAACGUGACAUACGAUGAAACCGUUGUGAAGCAUGACAUCAAAUCUCCAUCCGCUUCGGAUGAGGACAGCAAUGACAGACAUAAAAAGAAUAAAGACUUGAAAAGCAUUUUUGGAUUAGAUUUCGUUGUUGAUUACAUGAAUAAUACAAAAUCGGUGCACAACUCAUCUUCGGCUGAAUCAGUAAAUUCAACGGAUUUUGAAUCAAUCGGGAGCCCUGCGUUGGAAGUGGUGGCAGUAAAUGACGAAUCUUAAGGCACUGUGUUUGUUUCGAUGUAAAUACGAAUCAAUUUUGCAGUUUAAAUUGUAGAAUUAGAUGUUUAGUGUGAUAUAUUCAAUGUUAAAUCUAGUCAAAUAAAUUAUUAACAAUA